AUGGUUGGUGUUGCCAACGCCGGUACUUGUAUUGAAGGUUAUAGAGAAGGCUAUUAUUCACAGUUCAGCUAUUACAAAGAUUCCGCUUUCAUCACAUACAAAUGUGUUGGAUUUUCAACAACAGAUGACAGUGGACAGAGUGUAUGUAGUCAAUGCCUCAGAACGAUCAGCACCCUAGGUAUCAUACUGAUCGUUAUCGGUGUAAUACUAAUCAUGCUAUUGCUCAUGAUUGCACUCAAGAGACAACAUGCCAAAAGUGCAAAUGAACGUAUAGCCCAACUCAAUGCCCAACUCAACAACAGAAGAUCUAACGACAACAAUCGCAAUGAAAUUCCAAUGUCACCUAUCCGAAGACCACCCACCACCAGCAACAACAACAACAAUAACAACAACACAAACAACAACAACAAUAACAAUCAAUUGAAUUCUGAUUUUGUUCAAAUCCCACAGAUAAAUGAACCAUCUCCACAAAUUGUAAUAGAACUUACUAAAGCUACCGAUGAAAUAGAUUAA
Messenger RNA from Heterostelium album PN500, 513 nucleotides. RefSeq lists its product as uncharacterized. Bases 1 to 513 code for a protein of 170 amino acids. The transcript has a single exon. The record is from RefSeq and is a predicted model, not a curated record. NCBI's taxonomy places the organism in Eukaryota, Evosea, Eumycetozoa, Acytosteliales, Acytosteliaceae.